CUCAACUGCCAAGAACUGCUUUAGUUCCCUGCCGUCCCCGCAACUCCCAUAUAAACUGGCUUGAGUCCCAUCUUCUCGCCGGGACUUUUUGUUGCUGUUUCUCUUCAAGAGUCAUAUCCCUCGAAUAUAUUGCCAUCAUGAGACGACUUUCUUUGCUGCUGUUUGGUUGUCUCAAUGCCCUUGUGGCAGACGCCAGUGCGGCUGUUAACCGCUCGUCGCUUCUGACCUAUGCGUCCAAGCCCCGCGUCUUCGUCCUCUCGGAUAUUUCCAAUGAGCCCGAUGACACGGAAUCCUUUGUGCGCUUCCUGCUCUACAGCAAUCAGUUCCAGAUCGAAGGCAUGACUGCCGUCACGUCCACCUGGCUGAAAGACAGUGUGUAUCCCGAGCAGAUCUCGGCAGUGGUUGACGCAUAUGCCGAGGUGGUGGACAACCUGAAUCAACACACGUCACCGUCCUCCCCAUACCCCUCAGCGGAGUACCUCCACAGUGUUGUCAGGUCAGGCCCAGCUGUCUACGGAAUGCAAGGGGUUGGACCCGGCCAGAACCUCAGUUCGGGCGCAGAGCUGCUGCUCAACCGACUGCGCCAACCGGUUGAUGAACCCCUGUGGGUCCUCGGGUGGGGCGGUGUGAACGUGCUUGCCGAGACCCUGUACUACGUCCAGCACAACUUCAACGCGACCGAGGCGGCCCGUCUCCGCGGCCAGCUGCGCGUCUACACCAUCUCCGACCAGGACGACAGCGGCCUCUGGAUCCGUGAGCAGUUCCCCGACAUCUUCUACAUCGCCUCCAUGCACGGCUGGAACCAGUACGGCCUGGCCGCCUGGGCUGCCAUCUCCGGCGAGGAAUACUACAACUUCGACGUCGGUGGCCCGGACUUCACCAAGGUGUCCGCCGCCUGGCUGAAGAAGAACAUCCAGAUCGGGACCUACGGCAAGGAGUACCCAGACUACAAGUUCAUCAUGGAGGGGGACACCCCGACCUUCUUGUAUCUCAUCCAGAACGGUCUGGGCGUGCGCGAGCAGCCCGACUACGGAUCCUGGGGCGGCCGCUACUCCCUGGUGGACCUCUCGCAGCAGGUGAAGUACCGGCAAUACGGCGACGCCGCCGACCGGGUCAUCGGCCAGAACAACCGGACCUACACCUCCAACCACGCGGCCAUCUGGCGGUGGAGAGACGCGUAUCAGAAUGACUUCGCCGCCCGCAUGCAGUGGGCCCUCCCCGCCAAUGAGAGCCAGGCCAACCACCACCCCGUGGUCGUGGUAAACGAGCAUGCCGACCUCACCCCGCUGGUCAUCGCCUCGACGCCCAAUGCGACCGUGACGCUGGAUGCGUCCGAGACUUACGAUCCCGACCGCGACAGCCUCUCGUUCCGGUGGUUCCAGUACAAGGAGCCGGGCUCGACGGAUUGGAACGUGGACAAUCAGAUCCCGACGUUGAAUUUCACAGUUUCUGGGAACGGGCAACGCGUGCAGGUCACGAUCCCCGGCGCGGAUGUCGUGUGCGACGGCAAGAGUUCCAACGCCUCCGGCUGCUGGACCCUCCACCUCGUUUUGGAGGUCACCGAUCACGCCGCGAUCCCGCUGACCACCUACAAGCGCGUGCUGUUCGAAACGACGAACUCCACUCGGUUGGAGUGACUUGUGCAGGAUACGACGGUGUGGGAUGAAUAUGAGACUCAGGAUUGGGUGGAGUAUGACAUCGACUUGGAGGACUAUUGGAUCGGUGAUGAUUGGGAGGAACCGAUUGUAGGCCGCGAUUGCCCGUGUGGAAGGGGGCAUGGCGGAGUUUAUGAGAAUGAUGAGUAGAUAGAUUUCGAGGUUUC
Messenger RNA from Aspergillus japonicus CBS 114.51, 1822 nucleotides. Its product is annotated as DUF1593-domain-containing protein. NCBI's taxonomy places the organism in Eukaryota, Fungi, Ascomycota, Eurotiomycetes, Eurotiales, Aspergillaceae. Bases 138 to 1637 code for a protein of 499 amino acids. The transcript has 2 exons. Gene Ontology annotation, molecular function: hydrolase activity, hydrolyzing N-glycosyl compounds. The record is from RefSeq and is a predicted model, not a curated record.